AUGAGUAAGAAAAGAACAAGAUCUAAAACUGGUUGUUUAAUUUGUAGACAACGAAAGAAGAAAUGUGAUGAACGACAUCCUAUUUGUACCUUCUGUGAUGUGAGAGGUUUAGAUUGUCAAUGGGAUAUUAAAAUAUUGGAUCUAACUACAUUUCAAAACAAUAAAGUAACAAAACCAAAACAACGGAAACAUGAGAUGAUAUUACAAUUUCCUGAUGAAUUAGACAUUGCUUUUGCAUCUCCUGCAACUGAAGGGAUUGUUGAUACGGCGACUUCAUCACCUGUGUUAUUCAAUACUACCAUUAUUGAUAAUUUAUCGUCUCCAUUGUUUUUAUUCUUAGAUCCUAAAGGGUUGGAAUAUAUAAGUUAUUUUGAAAAUAGUGUUGCUGAUUCAUUAUCUAUUAGUCCAAAAUCUCAUAAUUAUUUUAAGAAGACAUUUUUUACAUUGGCAUUUACAAGUGAAGCAAUUCUGAAUCUUUUGGCUGCAUGGGGAGCAUUAUUUCAUAAAAAUGCUGAUAAUGAAGAUGUUGAACGAUAUUUACAAAUUGCCAAGAGGUCCUUAAUUAAACCAAACAAGAAUAAUAAUAAUAAUAAUAAUAAAUUUGAUUAUUUCAUUAUGAUGGCAUAUUAUUUAAUAUCAAUUGGUAUUAGAGUUAAUUCAGGUGAUACAUCCCAAUGGUAUGAAUUAUUUCAUAAUUGUGAAAUAUUGAUGAGACAAUAUGGAGGUUUACAAAAAUUUAUUAAAGAUUUUGAAUAUUCUGAAGAUUGUAAAUUCUUUUUAGCAACUUUUCAAUUUCGUGAUAUAAUGUCAAGUGAAUCAUUGAAAAGAGGGACUAUUUGUACCAUUAAUAAUUAUAAUAAUUUGUUUGGCGGGAAUGAUGAUAAUUAUGGAUUGGAUCCAUAUCAAGGAUGUUGUCAAUCGAUUAUAAUAGUUUUAGGUGAGAUUAUGAAUACUUAUGUUGAAUUGAAGCGGGAAAGAAUGGAGAUAAUCGAGAAAUUAGAUAAAGAUAUUGAUGUGACAGAACAGAGGCUAAAACAUUUUGAGAAAGUUAAUAGAAGCAUUAAUGAUUUAUUAACAAAAGUGGAUGAUUGUAUUCCAUUUGGUCAACUACAAGAAUUGGAUGAAGAUGAACGGGAAUUACAAUUAGAAUUAUUUGAAUUGAAUAGAAUUACCUGUAAGAUGUAUUUAUUAUUAUACAUUAAACAAACACAACCUACAUCUACUGAGAUUCAAAUAUUAUUAUUAAAGGCAUUACAAUUAAUGGAUGAUUUAAUUAUCAAAAAGAAGAACAAUGUUGUUAAUUGUCUUAAUAUGGCAUUAUUAAUUUGUGGAAUCUCAAGUAGUAAUAAAUUUGAUAGAAAUAAUGUUAGAAUGAAAUUUAAUCAAGUUUAUUCCAAUAAUUUUAAAGUUGGAAAUAUCAAACGAAUUUGGGAUAUAGUGGAAGAAUCAUGGAUCCGAAAUUCUUCUGGGAAAAUAUGUAUUGAUUGGUUAGAUAUAUGUCAUGAUUUCGGUUGGAAGAUCUCGAUGGGAUAA
Hemisphaericaspora subhashii is the source of this 1533-nucleotide messenger RNA. It is a transcript of the gene UGA33, whose product is annotated as Uga33p. Gene Ontology annotation, biological process: positive regulation of transcription by RNA polymerase II. Lineage: Eukaryota; Fungi; Ascomycota; Pichiomycetes; Serinales; Debaryomycetaceae. Bases 1 to 1533 code for a protein of 510 amino acids. The transcript has a single exon. The record is from RefSeq and is a predicted model, not a curated record. Gene Ontology annotation, cellular component: nucleus. Gene Ontology annotation, molecular function: DNA-binding transcription factor activity, RNA polymerase II-specific; zinc ion binding; transcription cis-regulatory region binding.